AUGGCGAUUGCUUUGGCUGAGGCGGACAAGUAUGAGAUCUUGGAGAAGAUUGGUUGCGGGUCGUUUGGGAUCAUUCGAAAGGUCAAGCGCAAGUCGGAUGGAUUCAUAUUAUGUCGCAAGGAGAUCAACUACAUCAAGAUGUCCCAGAAAGAGCGGGAGCAGCUCACCGCUGAGUUCAACAUCCUCAGUUCCCUUCGACACCCGAACAUUGUCGCCUACUACCACCGGGAACACCUGAAAGCGAGUCAAGACCUUUACUUGUACAUGGAGUACUGCGGAGGCGGUGAUCUCAGUAUGGUUAUAAAGAACCUAAAGAAAGCCAACAAGUAUGCCGAAGAGGAAUUCGUCUGGCGCAUCUUGUCUCAAUUGGUGACAGCUUUGUUCCGAUGUCACUAUGGCACGGACCCGGCUGAGGUUGGAUCAAACAUCUUGGGUGCUCCCCCGAAGCAGUCUGGUCUGAAGGGCAAGCAAGGACAAGUCACCAUUCUCCACCGUGACCUCAAGCCCGAGAACAUCUUCCUUGGCAGCGACAAUACCGUCAAAUUGGGUGAUUUUGGGUUAUCCAAACAGAUGCAGUCCCACGAUUUUGCUUCGACAUAUGUUGGUACCCCGUUCUACAUGUCGCCUGAGAUAUGUGCCGCUGAAAAGUACACCCUGCGAUCGGAUAUUUGGGCGGUCGGAUGUAUUAUGUACGAGCUUUGCGCCAAGGAACCGCCUUUCAACGCUCGCACCCACAUUCAGCUGGUGCAGAAGAUCCGUGAAGGCAAAUUCGACCCACUGCCUGACUGCUACUCCCCAGAGUUGAAGAACAUCAUUGGUAAUUGCCUGCGUGUUAACCCGGACAACCGCCCCGACACCGCCGCCCUCAUCAACCUCCCCAUCAUUCGCUUGAUGCGCAAGGAGAAAGAGGUCGUUGACCUGGGAAAGACCCUGCGUCGUCGUGAGGAGGUGGCUUCCCAGAAAGUCCGUGAGAUGGAGCAGAACCUGGCCAGGAUGGAAAAAGAGAAACAGCAAAUCAAAGCUGAAAUUGAAAGUACCUGGGAAGUCAAGGCACGCCUUGAGAUUGACCGUCAGGUGCAGAAUGAGCUUGACCGUCUUCGUAAGCGGUUCGAAUCUGAGGUUCAGGAACGGGUUGCAAUUGAGGUUCAAAAGCACAAGAGAAACAGCAAUCCCCAAUCUCGCGAGGACAUCUUCCGAGCCAGCCUACAAGGCUCUAACUCAUCUCAGUCAUCUUCCUCUCGCAACAGCCGUUGGGAGUCUCGAUCUUCCGAAAGCAUGACCGAGGAUACCGAGCACAACAGUGUCGAUCCCAGUCAACUUCAGCCCGAGUCGCCUACCCACAACAAGCAGAAGAAGCCAAAGAGGGAAGCUCGCACUCCGUUCUGCCGCUCGAAGACUGUUGCGGAAUCCCCACAGGACAUCCAAAUGGCUGAGCCAUCACCCAUCUCUAUCGCUUCGCUUUCAUUGUCUCCCCGUCGCACUUCCGCUACUGCUGCUUCCCGCAAUAUAUUCGCUGAAGCUGAGCGUAACAAGGCCAAGUGGGAGCCUACUUUGGCUUACUCGGAUGAUGAAGAUGAUACCCCCGAUCUUCCAUCUCCUACUCGCCCGAAGGUGAAGCCUGAUCCUUUCAAGGCUCCUCCACGCCCUCUCCUCCGCCAGAACACCGCGGCUAUGAUGCAGAAGCUCAGCAACCAGCCUGCUCUUUUCCCCUCCAAUGGCUCCCGACUCCCUCAGGCCCCCGGCGGACCCGGUGGUUCUCACUCUGAAACCCGUGUUGCCAGCGAAAGUCGCGCGAAAUCCCCUCACCGUCGGCUCUCCAAAAUUCCUUCAUCUGCUAAUCUUGCCGCUGAUGCUGGCUCUUCAACUCGCAAGAGCGGCCCUAAGAGCCCGACCAAGCAGAAUGGAGCCGGUGGAGAGGAGAUGUUCAAAGCUGUCAUGCAGCGCAACAUGGGUGGCCGCACCCUGGUAGAGCUUGCUCAGGCUCGUGCCGGUGGUCGGCCCACCGACGACUUCAAGCGUUGUGCCAGUGACUCCCGUGCUCCUAUGCCGACUUGCUCAUUCUCCAUCUCCGACCGUGACCCUCCCGCUGUCUGGGAUCCGGAGCGCGAUGAGAUGCCCAGUCCCUUCUUGGCUCGUGGAAAGAAGGUCAUCCGCAACCUCCGGGUAGACCUAGGAACCGAAGAAACAGCCUCAAUUACGCGUUUCACAUUUCCCUUCCUUUUUUUUUCUUUUGCCCUCUUGCUUGCUUUCCGGAGUUGA
Molecule: messenger RNA, 2259 nt
Organism: Penicillium chermesinum
Lineage: Eukaryota; Fungi; Ascomycota; Eurotiomycetes; Eurotiales; Aspergillaceae
Gene: nimA
Product: serine/threonine protein kinase nimA
Exons: 4
Coding region: 1-2259 (752 amino acids)
Biological process (GO): chromosome segregation; protein phosphorylation
Cellular component (GO): cytoplasm; nucleus; centrosome
Molecular function (GO): protein kinase activity; ATP binding
Source: RefSeq, a predicted model, not a curated record